Rosa chinensis is the source of this 951-nucleotide messenger RNA. RefSeq lists its product as uncharacterized. The transcript has 2 exons. Lineage: Eukaryota; Viridiplantae; Streptophyta; Magnoliopsida; Rosales; Rosaceae. The record is from RefSeq and is a predicted model, not a curated record. Bases 79 to 699 code for a protein of 206 amino acids.
GACACAGUUACCCCAAAACAAAAGAUACGCUCCAUCCUAUUAUUAAAUUACAAAUCUCUCUGAAAUCUGAAACCAACAAUGUCAAGGAUGAAACUGGACCGCAAGCCUCCGCUGGCCAAGUCCCCGAUCCGGGUCCGACCGCCCAGUCUGGUCCUCCGAUCAGGCGCAACCUCUCUGCAAACCCCACCAGGGUCGCUGACGAAAUCCCAGAAACCGAGCCGGAUGGAGGAACCGGAUCUCCGGCCAGAGUACCGCUCCAUUUCCUGCGAAUUGAGGGCUCUGGCUAAGAUGGUCGGCAAGGAAUUCGGGGAUGAAGAUUGCGAAAAGGCCGGUGGGGUUCGUGCUAAUUCAAGCCCUUUGUUUGAGAGGGGGAGAUUCUAUGAGGAAUACUCUGCUAGAAGAAAUGAGAGGCUGAGGAAGAAGUAUGGCGGAACAGGGGAGGAGUUCAAGUCUGCGUUUAAGCAGAAGCUGGGGGUUGCGGUGGAGUCUGCGAAGCGAGGCAGUGGGACUAGGAAGCUCGAAAGCAUCAGGAAAUCGGUGUCUGCGGCCUACUCGGUGGAGCCGCCGAGGUAUAUGCUGAGAAGUAUGAGCAAGGAUAAUAAGAAGCCUCCUCUGUCUCAGCCUCCUGCUCUGUAUUCUGCUCAGAAAUCCGUGAUAGGAGGGGGAAGGAAGACAGCAUCUCGAAGAGUUGGGUAUUAGGAAUUUGGGAAUUUGAGUAAUGGUGUUUAUGUUUUUAGUAAUAUGGCUUGCCUUUGAUUCUUUGUUUCUGAAACUCUGUGAUUUGGAGUUGGGGAUGAACUUGUGGGGUUAUAUUGGCUUGCCUCUGUUUUCUUUGUUUAUGGAACUCACUGUUGUUCAUUCAGAUGUUAUUGUCUGAGUAACAUGUUAGCAGUUCUAGAUAUUGUUAUUGUUGAAAAGAUUAUUGGCUGGACCAAAUUUGUCUUGCAAUUA